Gigantopelta aegis is the source of this 5028-nucleotide messenger RNA. RefSeq names its product zinc finger CCCH domain-containing protein 13-like. Gene Ontology annotation, molecular function: potassium ion leak channel activity. The transcript has 2 exons. Gene Ontology annotation, biological process: potassium ion transmembrane transport; stabilization of membrane potential. NCBI's taxonomy places the organism in Eukaryota, Metazoa, Mollusca, Gastropoda, Neomphalida, Peltospiridae. The coding region runs from base 609 to 4577 and encodes 1322 amino acids. Gene Ontology annotation, cellular component: membrane. The record is from RefSeq and is a predicted model, not a curated record.
UCAGGUGUGAUUCUUGAAGUGAAUAUCUACCUGUACAAAGGUGUGAGUGUAUGUGUGUGUGCGUGAGUCGUCGUUUUCAAAAAGGUGUGUCUUUUCAAACAGGUGCGACAGUGUGUGUGUUUGCACCGGUGCUGAAGAAGAAUUCGAUGAGGGGAUUUGUCACUUAAAACAAAAGGAAAAUAUUUACAUUAAGUCUUUUGAAGUAUGGUAACUUCCAUCGCAUUUCUUGACGGCGCUAGGAAGCAAUAUUUAUUACGGAGCCAAAGUUGGCAGUGUUUAGUUUGUGUUAUUGAUACAUAAUCAGGGAGUAUUUCUGGAACUGAAGAGUACCACGUGUUGGUGGUACACAUACCCAUCCACCCUCCGUGUGGGGGGCGUGCGCAUUGUUUCUAUGUGUGUUUUCUGUGAGAUCGCCCAUUUCAUGCAGAAUUUUCACGCCGGAUACCUGUUUUACUUAAACACAGAAUACAUAUUGUUUACCGACAUGCAAGAUUCGACGGGAGGAGAACUACCACGCAUGAAGGUGAGGAAAAGAGAAUGAAGUUUAUUUUUUCAGAAAUUGGUUACCUCUGACAACACUGUGUUAUUCUCGCUCAGUGGGCUGCAAAAUGGAUACAGCCACGCAGGAUGGUAUUUCGGCUAAUUCGCAAAAUACCUCGGAGAGAGUUGACGAAGAUAAGAAAAGGAUGGAUAGAGACGGACCAAAUGUUUCCAAAAAGAAACGCAAGACACGCAGCCGCAAGAAAAAGCAAGCACCACAUUCCAAGCGCCAUGACGUUGACAGAUCUCAUGGCGUGCCCACGUCGUCUACCGACGAAACGCCGGAAGUUGUCUUACCAAACAGCUGUUCCCAAAACCCGCCCGAACCGAAAACGCAGACUCGUAGUGGUUCUAAAAAACGCUUUUCCGGUCUGUUUAAACGAAAAAGCAGGUCAGAAAGUAGGUCGAGAAGUACUUCCGAAACAGAUUUAUCUAAACUGGGUAAAAAUUCCACUUCAAAGCGACACCAGAGUGCCGAGGAUAUUAAAAGAGGAACGACGGCGCCCAGUGAAAACGUGGACGCGUAUGAGGUCUAUGACGUCACGAAGCAACCUCGGAAUCGAUUACAGAGAAUGACGGUGCGUGACGCCGUACGCGAGAGACGACGUUACACGUCGGGGUCGCGUCAAAGGUUAUCUAUGUUAGAAAAACAAAUAGAGAUCGAGGAAGGCACAAAAGGUAGCUCAUUGCCUGACGUCAGCUCUGCCGGCCUCGAUGCCGACACUCGAACCAAAACAUCUCCAACCAAUGUAAAUGUUCGAGGAAGUGCAAGUUUACCUCGGCAAAAAUUGAAAAGAAAAGACAGAAGUGAAACGGAAUCUGUGAAAGUUAAAAGUGAUAACUUAAAGACGCCCAUAACCCCAGACCCGGUCAGUAUUGAAGUACAGCCUUCUGAAACAUUACCAGAGGAAGUGAAACCUGUUAGCAUUUUAAAACAUCCUAAACCAGUCGAACCUUCUCCUCAUAUCAGUGUCAUUACAUCUCAUAGUGUGUUAGUGCAUGAAAGUCCCAAGGGACAAGACUCACUACCCCAAACUGAAUUAAGGGGGCAAUUAAAUACCCAACAACCAUCUUCUAAAUCGCCAUCUUCUGACAAACUCCAUCCCGAACAGUCAGCACAAACUAAAGAACAGACAACAACCCGGUCUCAUUCCCCUGUGAUAUCAGUGCCACAUUCACGUUCGAGAGCCGCCAGUCGGUGGAAAAUGGCCAUCGAAGACGUUAAAGCGAAACGUAGAAAAGAAACACUUUCAAAAUUCCUCGAACUGAGUAGGUCUCUUCCGUCUUAUUCAUCAUCAUCCAUCGCCCGAAUGCAAGUCAGGGAUUUGUCACCAUUUUGUCCCUUUAACAUUGCGAGGCUUGCAUCUCAAAAGAAAGAUUUGUCACCUUCGAAGAUUUUAUCUCCAAACCAAACUCCUAGAGAUUUGUCACCUUGGAGAGUUGCGUCUCCAAACCAAACUCCAAGAGAUUUGUCACCUUGGAGGAUGUCAUCUACAAACCAAACUCCUAGAGACUUGUCACCUUGGAGACGACUCCGAGAAGUUGUCGAAAGUCCCGCUUCGGGAAAUGUGUUAAAACCUAAAGUUGAUAGUGAAAUAAAGGCAACAAAACCAUCUCCUGACAUUGUAAUUGCCACCCCAAGUCCACCAAUGAAAGAUGAAGUAGGUGCUAAUGAUGAUGUUAAAAGCAGCGAGACAACAUAUACCACAAUGUCUGACAACAACGAAAAAGAGCAACAUUCAAAAGACAAAAGUCAGUUUCUAACUGCACCACAGCUUGGUAGGUCUCUCAGUGUUGGUGGUAGGUCACAGAACUCGACUAAAACGUGCUACAGGAGCAACUCUGCUAGCAGCGAACCAGCAGGUGGCACUAAGAGCCUUGGCGGUGAUGCUGAACAAAACAAUGUCCCUGUGAUGGGAACAAGCGUUCAGCAGAUAUACAGAAGAGCAUUCACUCCAAAACGAAGGCAAAGUGUUGAGAAUAAAGAACCAACUUUACAGACAUCAGAUAAAUUACCAUCAUCUGGAGGUGAUGCUUUCGAACAAUCACAUCCAGACAGUAAAGAAAACAAGUCGCAGGAUAGACAAGAUAAUUCUCCUGAUCGACAAACACUAUCGCCAGAUAGACAAACACUAUCCCCUGAUAGACGAACUCUCUCACUGUCUCCAGACAGAACUACUGAUUCAGAAUCAGCAGCUUGUGAAAACUCAGAAUUUGAUAGAACGUUAGAAAGAAGGGGACGAGAUUCUCAAAGGAGGAGGUACCAUGGCAGGUCUUUUCGUAGGAAAAAGGAGAAAGAGGAAGAUGAAGCGGAGGCCAAGGAAAAAGAUCAAGAGGAGAAAAAAGAAGUAUAUAUAACGCGAAUUGCUGUUGAAAUGUGCGAUAGGUCAACACAGACCUCAGAUCUAGACCUUUCUGUGAAAACGUCCAAAAAGCUUUCAAAAUUGAAAAAGAAUAAUAAGAAAAACAAGAAAUUGAAACAAACGGCUUUGCCUGUUCAUGAAUAUCCUGUCAAAGAAGAGAAAAUAGUAAUACAUGCCUCAAAGGAAAAUGUACAUGAAGACGAACCUCCAGUUGAGGAUAAACCUUCAGAAAUAAAAAGUGAAGUGCAGGACGAACCCCCCAAGCAAGAAACAAAAGAUGAAGUAGACGAGGAACAUAAGGAUAGCCCAAAGCCGAAACCAAAGAAAUUGUCAUUUGCUGCGAUAGUUUUACUAAAAGCUAAGCUAGCAAAGCGCAAGAAACUAGCAGAAGAAGAUAAGGACAAAAGUAAGCAAAUUCAUGAUGCCGAUAUUCCAUAUGACAUAUUCACAAUAGAAAAUGAAAUCAACUUGCAGAAACUAGCUGAAAUAAAAGAGACAGAUAUCUUAGAUGAUGAGAUCGUAGAGCCCGAGAUGAGCAUUGAGAUCCCACGAAAGAAGUUGAGAUUUGAACCCAUGCCCUCUGACGAACCUGUCCAGAGUGAGGAACCGCUCCCACCCUUCCGUCCCAGAUCUUCCAUCAGGCGAAACAGCACCAUCAGGGAGAAGCGAAAGAAGUGUCUUCACUGCUGCAAGCGCUUCACCGCUUUCCUCUUUUCACACAUUGGUUUGUGUUCGCUGGUGGUCGCCUACACCAUCAUGGGUGGCUUCAUCUUCAAGGCCAUAGAAGGUCCUUUCGAGGAAAAGACAAAGACCUUCAUCAGGUCCGAGCGAGAACAUGUAGCCACGAAGGUUCUCCAGCAUGCUGUGGCGCUACAGCUGUCGGACAUGGGGAGAGACAAUUUUACCACGGCUGUUCGAGAACAGCUGCAGGCGUUUCAGGAAGUAAUAUUUAGAGAAACGAAAGAACAUGGGUGGGAUGGGAAGGACGCGCAGUCGGAUGUCCCUGAACAGCAGUGGUCCUUCGCCAGCUCCUUGCUGUACGCUAUCACUGUGAUGACAACGAUAGGUUACGGCCACGUGGCUCCCAAGACCGAUGAAGGAAGGAUUGUCACUAUAGCAUAUGCAGUUCUUGGAAUUCCAUUGACACUAUUGUGCUUAACCAACAUCGGUGACGUGAUGGCGACGGGCUUUCGGUUACUGUAUGGUAAAAUCUGCUGUGGUGUGUGCUGCCGACUGUUCGGCCCCAGUCGCAGGCAUCGCAUCCCGGACAUAGAGAAGGGAAUCGGCGCUCAGGUGCUGACGUCGGAAGAGGAGGAGGCCGACAAGCCAAAGGAGGUGAUUCGUGUGCCGACGUCGUUGUGCCUGCUGCUCAUCGCGGGCUAUAUCUUCGCCGGCGCCAUGUUGUUUUCCCUGUGGGAAAAGUGGGACUACUUGACAGGCUCGUACUUUUGUUUCAUCACAUUAAGUACGAUCGGCUUCGGGGAUAUCGUGCCGGGGACGGACCUGAACGCUUGGGCGCAGGAGGAGAAACUCGUGCUGUGCGCCAUGUACCUCGUGUUCGGGCUUUCCCUGAUCGCCAUGUGCUUCAACCUCGUGCAGGAGGACGUCAAGGCCAAGUGCAGGUGGCUCGGUACAAAGAUCGGAAUCAUCGAUAAACCGCAGUCAUCGGUGUGAACGCGAUGUGUGUGUGUGUGUGUAAUGUGUAUGUGUCGUUCUCCAUUUUCUUGUUGAAUUGUUUGUUCACUUCUCUCAUCUCCGAUUUCACCGUUCGUUAAUACAUUUGUUUUGUACAGUUUGGAUAUUUUCCCCCCUCUAUAUAAUAUAUAUUAUAUUAUCGGUGUUAUUUUUUAAAAGUUAAUGUGUGGAUACUUCACAGAUUAAGUAAAAAAAAAGUUUUAAUUUUCUGUGGUUUGUCAGAGUAAUUUUCAUGAAAUUUUAUUUUUGUGAAACAUUUUUAGAAUAUUGGAUUGUCUAAUGAUAUUUGCGAUAUACCCACUGUAGUAAAAGGUCUUAGAAAUGAUUUUAUAACAACGUCAGUUAAUGGAAAGUACAUUAUUGGAUACCUACACGGGAAUAAGUAUGAUGAAUAUCACUGCAAACGACUGGUAAUAAAUUAUUCUUGUUA